Dermacentor andersoni is the source of this 1059-nucleotide messenger RNA. RefSeq lists its product as uncharacterized. Lineage: Eukaryota; Metazoa; Arthropoda; Arachnida; Ixodida; Ixodidae. The record is from RefSeq and is a predicted model, not a curated record.
UCCCGCGCAGUUUGACUAAGGUAAUUGACUAAAGGCGGUCACGCGCAUAGGUAUGGAAUCAUCGAUGCACGCCUCAUCGGAGCCAAAGGGCAGGAAUGCCCCUGCCCGCGCCGAUUCGGUUCGGUCUUUGUCGUGUUACAGCGUCGACGAGAACGUCCUGGAGGUGCUAUGGGUUCAUGACUGGUGCACCGCGAUCACGGCACGGUCACAAGCCUCGGUUUUCUGGUCCCGUCGUGACGAGGGAGUCGACAUGGACGAGCUCCUCGAGUUCUCUUUCGACCAGAUCGACAAGCUCGCAGAACGCAGGGGAAAGACGAUCGCCACCACCGAGAAGUUGCGUCUUUGGGAGUAUGUGCAGCAGAUGAGGCGUGAGCAGCCUUACUGGGUAACCAAGGAGUCUGUGCCCUGGGACGAAAUUCAGGCCAAGUAUUCACUUCCCAGUCGGUCUCUGUCGUCCGGCUCCUUCCAUUCUCACCUGGAGCUCUCGGGGACUGGACUUGCCACGCCCCCACCUUUGCUCUACUCCCUGAGCAAACCCCUGCCACCAACUUGUUCUCGUGCUACAGCCGCCAAUGAGAACUCGUCGCAGCCCUCGAACCAGCAGAAAUGCGAUCCGAACGAACGCUUCACACUGUCCGAGCAGUGGGACGCUGGUUCACCACACCGGGGUCAUGUUUCGGCAACGGGUUUCAAGAAAAAGCAAGGCUGGCAACGACUCCUGGGGAAGGUUUUUCAUCAGAAACACAAGGAUCCUUCGAAAGACGACGGCAGUGGCGAAUUCGCCUCCUUCUUUGCGGGUGUCGCCGACUCCUCUAGCCCUUGUUCGGUGAGCCAUGAAGAGGGAUUACAGUCUCCACUCAAGGGACCUGAGAAGAAACGCCCGACAGGAUUCCUCCGACGGUCUCUGCGCAGGGUAGCCACGGCUACGCGGAAACGUGAUUCGCGUGACGUUGUCAAGACCGAUAUUUAGGGCAUGCUGUAAGCGUUUUAUUUCAGUUUAUUUUAGUUCUGACGAAUUUAUCGCUUCCUCUGUGCGAAUAAAUGAUUAAUUCCCGGCUA